CAUUUCUCUGCUCACCAGGAAUAUAGCACAUACAGAGAAGAUGAAUCCGGAAGAGAGAGGUCACUGUCGGAUAAGCUGAGUUGGCUGUACUUUAUCAGCUACAGGCUGCUCCCGGCUGAUCUCUGGACUCUCAGAUUGAGCAACUCACCAGGAGACUGGCAAGCUGAAUAAUGACAAAAAAGGGAAAACAACAGAAGGGAAAACAGCAGCUUAAAGAUGCAGGAAUAACUAACAGCAACAUGCAUACAGGUUUUGGAAAUGCAAUGACUGGGAAAUGUUUUCUUUUGAAGUUUUGAGGAAGAGCAUGAUAGGUUUCAGAGGACAGGAGGGGGGUCAGAGGACGGGGUCCGGUGACAGUCAGUGAAAGGGCCCAAGUCCUCAUGUGAAACACGGAGGAAUUGAAAGGUAAAGGGCAGAGAAAAAGCAACAGAGGCAGACUGGCGGGCUGCAGACUGAACGUCAGGAUGGGUGUGAAGCGCAAGGCGGCCGCUGCUAUCGUGGUCCUGCUGCUGUGUCUUGGAUCACUGUGGCUGCAGGGAGGUUUGGACUAUCACUGGGAUUCCUGUUUAAAAGGUUACAAUCAGGUUAACAAGCCCCCACUGCAGAAUCAGCCUCACCAGCUGUCCAACAGCAGCGAGGCAGAUGAGACACAGGGCCCGCCUGUUCUCGCUCCGUGCCCUGGCCAGAACUUCCAGGUGUCAGUGUUGGUCUCCCACCUGCUGGCUGCUCGGGCUUACACCUCGGAUGUGCUGCUGCAGCCAUAUCUGUCCAGCUGGGACGAGCUUGUAAAGUUCAUGGAGUCUCUGGGCCCUAUGGUUAGUUUAAUAUCACAGGAGAUAGAGACUAAGACUGCUAUAAUCCGCCAACUGGCCCUGCUUUCUGAGAAGAGCCCAGAAGCAGAGCUUGUCCCAGACAUUCACUCAGGAAAUGCUGCAAACUCACCAACUGUGGUGAAAAAGUUUGCUGGGGAUUCGCGGGGGGCCUACCACUCCGUGCGCUCAAUGAUUUGGACUGAGCUGAAUCGAGGCAUAGUUGAUUUCCACCACCAGACAGACUCAGGAUGCCGGACCCUUCUGCGACUCCAUCGAGCUCUGCUCUGGUUGAAACUCUUCCUGCAGAAGCUUGCAGAGACGCCGAUGGCCGGACGGCUCAGGAGUCCCUCCGAUCUGUGUCGGGAGGCGUACCAGAACACCCUCUCUCACCACCACACUUGGUUUGUCCGGCGGGCGGCUGAGUUGGCCUUCAUCGCCCUGCCGGAGCGAGGAUUUUUCUUCAGGCUGGUGUGUGUGCAGAACCAGGAGGAGCUGAGCGUGGUGUUAACCAGAGUAGUUAAUGCCAUUGGAGAAAUCUAUGACAGGACACAGAAGGCACUGGAGGAAAAUGGCAUGCUGGACUUACCUUGACGAUGUGAAUCAUCUUUUUGACUUUGAAAUCGCUAUUAAACUUUCAAUUUCAAUCAGGAAAGAAGUAAACCUUUCAAAACCAGCAGGGCAGACUAUUACUGAAGUCAAAAAAUAAACAGUCUGAGCUUAUCAUCGAAUUACCUUAGAGAUAAUUCGACUCAUUUAACUGGGUGAAAACGUCAUUAUAAAAGCAUCUGCGUAACCCAAAGGAAGCAGUGUUUUGUGACAGAUUAAUGGCUCUUGUUUUUGUAUUUUCCUUUGCCUGUCGUGGCACUUUUCUAUGGAUUAGAUAAUAACUGCCUGAUUAAGUGUGAAGAAUUUCAUGCUCAUUGAUUUUGUACGCAGAUGCCAACAAAUUACCGCAGCACCAGCCUCCCAUGAUGCGAGGUCUCAUGUGAAACUAUACGUGCUGAACAGGGGGCGGCAUGCUGCAUUUCAGAGUAAAUGUGCCAACAUGACAGACAAUAAAAAUAUUUUCUGUCAUAUUUAGAAAAAAUAAGAUUUAGUUACACAAGAAAAACGUACUUGGCAGUUUUCUUCAAAAUAUGCAACUGUAUAUAUUAAUCCAGGUCUGGAUGAGUCUGGAAAAAAAUGUUUUCCUUCAUUCAUUCCUUUCUUCUUUCCUGUAUGUUUUUUGCCCUUUCAGGUUAGAAGAGGUUACAAUGUGUUAAAUGUAGGAACAUCAGAGUCUGGAAAAGUAUGAAAUUUUUACCUCGACAUGCUGAUCACCGUUGUUAUGUGAUCAUUCAUCCAGCAGAGGCUCCAGUGCUCUACUCUGGAGUAAUCUUUCUAUUCCAACAACUUUGCGGCUAAAAUCCACUGGCAGACUUUUACAAAAUAAGAUCCUGGUAUAGACCAGAGAAAAAAUAAAUAAACAAAAAAAAUAGGCUUUAUGCAUUCAGCUUUCUUAAAGAAAAUGUCUUGCAACUAACAUUCACUGGUUUACGUCCUACUGUGUUAAAACCCUAUAAUGCUUCAUAAUCCUGGCCACCUGCUUUUCCUUGCAUUACUCUCUUUCUAAGGAGGAGAGAAAAGAAAGGAGGGAUAAAGAUAUAGCUUGAAACCGUGGAAGAGAGCUGAAGCCAUUCUUUAUAACAGCUUUUACAUAAAAAAUGUGUUAGCUGUUUUUAUUAUGAUUCUAUAUCAGAUUAUAUGUCUAAGUUUAAGCAGUUUUUUGUUAAAAAAAAUACCACCAAAGAGUGAAUUGUGACUUUCACAAUAACUUAGUUUAAAAAGUGUAUCCCCCCCUACUACCACUCAUUCUAUUUCAUAGCAUCAAAAGGCGAAAACAAAACUCCUACUAUUUAUGAUUAGCUCCAAAUUUCAGGGGAUGGUUUUGAAUUUUUUAAAGGGGGGUUCUGUUCAAAUAUUUUAGGCAGUCCAUAUCUUAUCUGCAGUUUAUUGUCCUCUUGGUGUCUUUAGCUUAGCAUAGAUCCAGAUUGGUUGGAGCAACAAGCGGAAGCUAACGGCUAGCUAGUCCAAGAGCAGCCAAGACCAAAGACUUAAAACAACUGUAAUUUUAGAAAUGUCCCAGUUUUUUCCUUUUAAGGUCCUUUUAUAAACCUUUAAACUGUUGCUAUGUUUGAAUUGGAUAGUUAUUUACAUACAACUUGAUAUUUCUUUACACUAGAAAAGGAGGUAAGAGUCGGUGCAUCACUAAUGAUCUUCCUGUAGGAAACAAACAUAUAUUAAGAAAGAUACAUGUGGGGCAUUGUGGAUCGUUAUUGGCUGAUUUAAAAGUAAAGCGGAAUAUUUCAGGUUUAGGUAAACUUCUGCCUCCUACCUUUAUUUCCUUUCAAAGCAAACAUCAAUUUCUGUGUCAAUAAUACCUAAUGUAAACAUGAGGACUGAAUAAAGGUACAACUACUAUGA
Messenger RNA from Xiphophorus maculatus (southern platyfish), 3275 nucleotides. It is a transcript of the gene gltpd2b, whose product is annotated as ceramide-1-phosphate transfer protein-like. The transcript has 4 exons. Lineage: Eukaryota; Metazoa; Chordata; Actinopteri; Cyprinodontiformes; Poeciliidae. The record is from RefSeq and is a predicted model, not a curated record. Gene Ontology annotation, cellular component: cytoplasm; membrane; cytosol. Bases 465 to 1403 code for a protein of 312 amino acids. Gene Ontology annotation, molecular function: ceramide 1-phosphate transfer activity; ceramide 1-phosphate binding. Gene Ontology annotation, biological process: ceramide transport; intermembrane lipid transfer.